Molecule: messenger RNA, 1746 nt
Organism: Nannizzia gypsea CBS 118893
Lineage: Eukaryota; Fungi; Ascomycota; Eurotiomycetes; Onygenales; Arthrodermataceae
Exons: 1
Coding region: 1-1746 (581 amino acids)
Biological process (GO): transcription by RNA polymerase III
Cellular component (GO): RNA polymerase III complex
Molecular function (GO): DNA binding
Source: RefSeq, a predicted model, not a curated record
AUGCCACCAAACCCCCCGCCAAAUAGACCGCCCGCCGGGAGACAGCAACCAAGCGGUUCAGAAAGCUCCUCGGCUACACCAGGUCCAUCAGGGAUGGGAGGAACAGGCCGUGGAGGCUCAGCAAGCGGCAGAGGACGACCAGUGCAGCGAUUACAAUCUCUCAAGAAACGGACGCCAGGCGGUAGCCUUGUGCCGCUGAACGCAGAUGGUUCAACGCCCAAACCAACGCUGAAAUUUCAACCGAAGGUGGUGACACGAAAGAGCAAAGAGGAACGAGAAGCGCUUGAGAAUCUCGAAGCUCAGAGGUUACGGGAAAGAAUAUCUGCGGCCAAUGCAGCUCGGCGGACAACUCGAGGAGGAGAUCGAGGCAGAGGUAGAGGUCGUGGCAGGGGCGGAGCGAGUGGUGCAUCUGGCCCUCUGGGAGAAGGAGCCGGACAUGGACGACAUGGAGGUGCUUGGAAGGGCAAAGGCGGCCGUUCAGGCAAAAUAUCUGGCUUUUAUGGAGUGAAGAAUGAGGGCGGCGCAGAUGGGGAGCAGAUUGGUGGAGAUAUCUCUUCUGAUGAAGGAAGCGACUACGGACUACGGUUUAGCAUCGACCAUAUCAACCUCGAGAGUGACUCGGAAGUGGAAGCACUCGGGUCUGGGGGGAUUGGAAAGGGCAAGACCGCGAUGGGAAAAUCUACACCUACGGGUGGAAACCGUGGACUUCGGCCUGUGCGAGUUGAGAGACAUGAACACGUUGAACGGUCCAUUGGCCUUCCUACUGAAGCAAGCACAAGCGUAAGCAAGUCUGCUGAGCUCAGGAAGAAGGCAAAGGAGAAGGCUGGGGCUGCAGACGAUAGCCUGUUUGUCGAGGAUGACCAGUCUGAUGAUUCUGAUGCUGAAGGAGGUGAUGAUGAAGUGGUUAUGAGAGAUAUAAAGGAGUCUGAUCCUACAAAAGAUGGGCCCCAGAUCAAAGCAGAACCCACUGAUGACGAUGCCAUUAUUGACGAUAGCAUUCCGCCUGCUGCGUCUGAAGAAGUUGUCCCAAAGCCACGAAUUAAACCAAAGAAGGCCAAGGAUCCAAGGAAGAAGCUACAGACAGAAGAAGAACGACAAGAAUAUGACCGUUACGAAGAGGACAUUGACUACUUGAGGUCUACCCUUGGAACCCUCCCUACAACAGCAGGAAAUGCGCCUGACACCUCAGUUACAGCCGAAGUUGAGAAGAAGGACGAGGCAGACGCUGAGACGGAUGCAAAGCCAACCACGGAUGAACGCCAGGGCCAGCUCUUCCUACUCCAGUUCCCACCGAUGACUCCCAACCUGGUGCCACCAACACGUGAGAAGGAGAGUGCAGCUGGGCAAGGCGAAGAAGCUGUCGCCGAAUCUGCCGCAGCACCGGCACCGGCAGCUCAAGGGUCUGUGGCUAUUAAAGAGGAAGAAGGCGCUGCCAACCCGGCUUCCACGGCCAGCACAGCACCUCCCCUCGUCACAGCAACAAACAGCACUUUACCGCGGGGACGAGUAGGGAAGCUGAACAUACACCGGUCCGGCAAAGCAACCAUCGACUGGGGCGGAGUCAACUUUGAGCUCACCAAGGGUAGCACCGUCGGUUUCAUACAGGAUGCUGUGAUACUGUCUGACAACAUGGCCGGGAGCGCUGAUGGGGGCGCCUCAACCCGCGACAAGAAGCUCUGGGCCAUGUCUCAGGUCACUGGCAAGUUCGUUGUUACUCCAGACUGGGAUAAGAUCCUGGAUGAAUGA